GGUGGUGGCAGGAGCCACGUCCUCCUCAUUGAGUCUCAGAGAUCCCCACCCACAUUCCUCCAUCCUAGAAAAAGACAUCAAUGCCACGGUCCUCGAGGAUCCCUGGGGACCCAUUUGUCCUGCCUGAACAUAUGGCUUACAAUACCAGGCCCAGGAGGGGCAACCAGCGAAACCGGAACCCCUGCAGGGUGACAGAGGAGCCCACAGCAUGCAGGAAUGAUACCCUCCUAUUGCCUGCCCGCAUCAACACCCCAGCCAUCAGCCUGACGCACUCCAUGUUGGGAUGUGUGUCCUGGUUCAACUACCUGGCCUGCUUCCUGAGAACCCAGGCCCAGCAAGUCCUGUUCAACACCUGCAGGUGCAAGAUGAUCUGCCACAAGUUCAUGGAGAAGACAGGUGUUCUGGUCCUCUGCGCCCUGGGAUUCUGGGUAUUUUCUAUGCACAUACCAUCGAAAAUGGAAGUCUGGCAGGAUGACAGCAUAAAUAGUCCACUGCAGAGCUUGAGGUUGUACCAAGAGAAGGUGAGACACCACACUGGGGAAAUCCAGGACCUCCGAGGUAGUGUGAACCAGCUCAUGGCCAAACUCAAGGAGAUGGAAGCCAUGUCAGAUGAGCAAAAACUGGCCCAGAAGAUCAUGAAGAUGAUACACGGUGACUACAUUGAAAAGCCGGACUUUGCCCUGAAAUCCAUAGGUGCCACCAUUGACUUCGAGCACACGUCAGCUACAUACCACCAUGACAAGGCUCGCUCCUACUGGAACUGGAUCAGGCUGUGGAACUAUGCGCAGCCCCCAGAUGUGAUCCUUGAGCCCAACAUGACACCAGGCAACUGCUGGGCCUUCGAGGGUGACCGUGGCCAGGUGAGCAUCCAACUGGCCCAGAAGGUCUACCUCUCCAAUCUCACACUGCAGCACAUCCCCAAGACCAUCUCUCUGUCAGGCAGCCUGGACACCGCCCCCAAGGACUUCGUUGUCUAUGGCAUGGAGAGCUCCCCUGGGGAGGAGGUGUUCCUCGGGGCGUUCCAGUUCCAACCGGAAAACAUCAUCCAGAUGUUCGAACUCCAGAACCAGCAGCUGCAGGCCUUUGGUGCCGUCAAGGUGAAGAUCUCCAGCAACUGGGGGAACCCGCGCUUCACCUGCCUGUACCGCGUACGCGUGCACGGCUCUGUGUCCCCGCCCCCCAGAGCCCUGCCCUAG
Octodon degus (degu) is the source of this 1196-nucleotide messenger RNA. It is a transcript of the gene Sun5, whose product is annotated as Sad1 and UNC84 domain containing 5. The coding region runs from base 81 to 1196 and encodes 371 amino acids. Lineage: Eukaryota; Metazoa; Chordata; Mammalia; Rodentia; Octodontidae. The transcript is spliced from 13 exons. Gene Ontology annotation, cellular component: nuclear envelope; meiotic nuclear membrane microtubule tethering complex. Gene Ontology annotation, molecular function: protein-membrane adaptor activity. The record is from RefSeq and is a predicted model, not a curated record. Gene Ontology annotation, biological process: nuclear envelope organization.